Molecule: messenger RNA, 1712 nt
Organism: Elgaria multicarinata webbii
Lineage: Eukaryota; Metazoa; Chordata; Lepidosauria; Squamata; Anguidae
Gene: CD200R1
Product: CD200 receptor 1
Exons: 7
Coding region: 166-1185 (339 amino acids)
Biological process (GO): regulation of neuroinflammatory response
Cellular component (GO): external side of plasma membrane
Molecular function (GO): signaling receptor activity
Source: RefSeq, a predicted model, not a curated record
GUUAAUCAGUGAGGAACAUACCAGAGUUGCUACAGAAAUCUAAGGAUGUGGAAAAUGGAGCAGAGAUGCUAGCUAGAAUGAAGCAUUUGCAUGAUAAGAUGCUCCCUGUAACAGUGACUAAACGCACAACAGAAUGGAUGGGGUGCUAAGAGGAUUGUAUGAGCCAUGGAAGCAAAAACUGGUGUUAAUUUUGUCAUGAAGAGCUGGGGUGCCUCUACUUUGAUCACUGUCACAGUGGCCAUGGCAACAAUUGGGCCAUCCCUAGCAAGAGGGCCCAUUCAAAAUAACUUUGCAGUCACAGCAAUGAUGGCAACCAAUGCUACAUCUCAGGAGGCAGAAGGUAAAUCGAGUAUGUCUGCAGUGGUUGGUACUGAUGUUGUACUGAAUUGCCCUCAACAACGUUAUGACCUACUUGUAUGGAAUGUAAAAUUAAAGAAUGGAAGAAGUUGCCAUAUAUCAUAUGAGAGUGUGCGAAAUAUGACAGACAAAAACUGCAGUAAGAACACGAUGUGGUCAUCUAGACCAGAUCAGUCGCCUGAUGUUCAUAUUAAAUCAUCACAACUUUUCAAUGAGGGAAUAUAUAAGUGUUCUGUUGUAGCAACUAAUGGAACUUUCAACCACGAAUCUGUUCUAACCAUUUUAGUGCCUCCUGAGGUAUCUCUGACUCAUGACAUCCAUGGGUCUGCUGUGUGCAAGGCAGCUGCAGGGAAACCAGCCGCAAAAAUUUCGUGGGCCCCACCACAAGCUUCUAAGACCGUAAUGGAAGCAGGGCCUAGUGGCACACAGACCAUCACCAGUACAUAUAAUAACACCAAUGCUACAGAGGGUGAAGUGACUUGUUUCAUCUCCCAUCCUGCUUGGAAGGAAUCCCGUGUCUUAAAUAUCUCAAUAGGCAAAUACAGUGCAGAAAGGAAUUCUACAAUGAGAAUUCUCUAUAGCAGCCUCACCGGUCUCUUUGGAAUUCUGGUCAUUCUACUUUUCAUUUACUUCUGGAGGGUCUUCUAUGGAAGACAAACAGAAGCCACCACAUCCAAAAGCCCUGAAACAAUUUCAAGACAGAGCAUCCAGGAGAAUGAGUUGGAGCCGUAUGCCACCUUUGUGCAAGUGGAAAAUGUGAUCUACGACAAAGCAUGUGACUUCUCACAGGGUGAAUGCUUCCCUCCAGGGCUCUCACCUUCAACAUGAGACGUAACCUGACUUGAGUGUUUUGGGGAAAUGUAGAAGAGAAAGACACAUAGUAGCGGUGAAAGGCAAUUGAUAUUCCUCUCAAGUGACUGUCCCACCUUUGGACUUCCUACAUCCUUGUCACAUGCCCAACGGCCUGUUGUCUCUGACAAUGUCCCCCACAUAGUCAGUGAUUGAAAAGCCAGAGCUGACAUGUAUAUGUGCAAAAGAGAUACAGAGCAGAUUAAUUCUACAGUUCUCUCUAGGACCCACAGAAUUCUUCCAAGAACCCUGACAGCCUGAAAUAUUCUGUUCUGCAUCAUGAAUCUUCUUUUUCUCACACUGAUUGAGGAUACACAGCCACCAUUUCCCCAGCCUCACCAUUUAGAAAGCUGUUUUGAAAGCUAUGAGAAGAGGCAAUUCUAAUUCUAAUAGAGAGCCAGUGUGGUGUAGUGGGCUGGGUGUCAGUGGAGUGAUGGGCUGGGUGUCAGGAGACCUCACUUGGCCAUGAAGCUUACUGAGUGACUUUGCGCCAGUCUCUGGCCCCA